Molecule: messenger RNA, 755 nt
Organism: Nicrophorus vespilloides
Lineage: Eukaryota; Metazoa; Arthropoda; Insecta; Coleoptera; Silphidae
Product: transmembrane protein 170A
Exons: 2
Coding region: 303-668 (121 amino acids)
Source: RefSeq, a predicted model, not a curated record
CCAUGACAUAUGGACUUUGACUUUUAGGAACUGUCAGAUGUGACAGGUCAUGGCGAAUAAUUUGUUUUUUUUUUCGUAACUGAAAAAGGCAUUAAUAGUUUAUUUAUUUUUUGAAUUAAAAAUGUGAUUAGACAACUGCGGACGUGACAGAAGUGCCAGCAACUGAAAUGUUUUUAAUUUUGUGAGAGGAAAAUAUUUUUAUUGACUAAGAGAUAAUUAAGAAAGCUAAUGAUGGACAUGGGGACACCAUCAUUUAAUAGUUAUAGUGGCACGUGAAGGAAGGGCCCACAGCUGAGGUGACCAUGUCCAUGGAUUCCCUCGGCACUGUGCUGGGGUUGCAAUGCGAUCCACUGAACUCCUUCACCAAGAUGUGGUAUCACGUCUUCCUGUGGGCCUUGUUCUCAUCUUUUCUUGUACAUGUAAUAGCAGCAUCUAUAGCUUUUCUAACGCUUAGGAAGCAUAAGUUUGGUAAAUUCUUUCCUAUACUAAUAGUUGUCAUGGGGGUUGUGACUCCAUUGAUAUCAGGAAUAGUUAGUAGUGCAGCUAUAGCUUCAGUGUAUAGAUUUUCAAGCCUACCCAUGCAGCCAUUGUAUGCCUGUUUUUGGGGUGUUGGACAAACAGUGCUGUAUUGUUGUGUAGGAUUCACAAGAAUACUGGCAACUCUAUAAUAUCAAAAACGAACUAUAUAAUAGUGACUAAUUAAUAAAUUAUAUUUUUUAAAUUAAGUGUAAUGGUGCUAAGGGCAUUUUAUUGUA